AUGAUAUUCAAAGUGGCCAUAACAGUCGUGCUUAUUCUUUCAUUUUAUUUGGUUCUUCUUAUUGAACUAAUCUCUGGAUUAUUGGAGAAGAUCCAGUUUGUCUCCCGUUGGUUCCUUUCGCAGUCGAUACUGUCGCCGUAUUCUGGCAAUGGCGAUGUGCCCAGUGGUGAGCCAUCCAAGGGUGAAGUGUCCAGCAGUCAGUCAUUAGCCAACAGGCCUUCAAUACCCAACAGUGACACAUCAGCCAUUGCCUUGCUUGCCAAAGAGAUUUGCGAAGUAUGCUCGCAAUUAUCUUCCUAUCCCAUAGCAGCUAUUGAACGCAAGCCCGGUUUCAGCGCUGUUUACACAGAUGUGCCAAAGACACCGGAGUAUGAAUCUCUGCGAGCACGACUCAAUGACACUACUCUAGACUUGCUAUGCCUCGUUAAUGGCCCAAAGAGCACUCUACGGACCUUUGCCUUCUCUCACUAUGACCUGGCGGCGUUGCAGAUUGCAGUAGAGCGAGGCUUCUUCAAUCAUGUUCCGCUGCAGGGUAGCGUCAAUGCGGCAAAGGUUGCAGAGAGAGCAGGGAUGGAUGAGGAUCGAACUACGAGGUUGCUAUCCUUCCUUGCAACGCGUCGUAUAUUUGAAGAAGUAGGCAGUGGGAGCAGCGUAUUCAAGCAUACGGCGAUGUCUGCCCUGAUGGCGACGGACAGGGACUUUCAUGCAAUGGUGCACAUGCAAAUGGAUGAAAUGUUCAAGGCGGCUUCCGAGGCAUCAAACCUCCUUGAACGCUCCCCGUACGUCUCAGACACUGAAAACUCUGCGUUCUGCACAAGAUUUGGAAUACCCGCAUACGUAUAUUAUGAGCAGAACCCUCAGAAGGGAGCAAGGUUUGCACAGUCAAUGGACGCAUGGUCCCGAUUGGACGGCCAGGUUACCAAGCUCGUGCACAGUAGCUUUCCCUGGGCAUCGUUAAACAAUGGCAAAGUAGUAGAUAUCGGUGGUGGAUCAGGUCAUAUAUCAAUCGCGCUCGCUAAGGUGUACCCAUCUUUACGCUUUAUUGUACAAGAUGCCUCCGAAAGGAUGCUCUCUCGCGCAGAUGAAGAAGUCGUACGUAGUUUGGGAGGCCGUGUAACCUUCCAGCGACACAACUUCUUUGAGCCUCAACCUGUCCACGACGCCAAUGCCUUUCUUCUUCGGCAAUGUCUUCAUAACUACAGUGACAAUGACUGUAUCAAGAUUGCCGGCGCAUUGGUCCCCGCCCUGGAAAAAUGUGACCCAGGUACACCACUUCUACUGAAUGAGAUUAUUCUGCCGGAGAACGGCUCCACGACACGUCAUGUAGAGCACCAUCUUCGUCAGGUGGAUAUGACAAUGAUGAUUGUUCUCGGCGCAAAACAGAGAUCUAGGCGAGAGUUUGAACAACUCUUGAAAAAGGCAGACCCACGAUUCGAGGUGAGGAUUUGCUAUCUCUCAUAUGUCCCCCUCUUAGAAUGA
Molecule: messenger RNA, 1479 nt
Organism: Aspergillus clavatus NRRL 1
Lineage: Eukaryota; Fungi; Ascomycota; Eurotiomycetes; Eurotiales; Aspergillaceae
Product: putative O-methyltransferase
Exons: 4
Coding region: 1-1479 (492 amino acids)
Molecular function (GO): O-methyltransferase activity
Source: RefSeq, a predicted model, not a curated record